Molecule: messenger RNA, 1715 nt
Organism: Engraulis encrasicolus (European anchovy)
Lineage: Eukaryota; Metazoa; Chordata; Actinopteri; Clupeiformes; Engraulidae
Product: alpha-N-acetylgalactosaminide alpha-2,6-sialyltransferase 6-like
Exons: 6
Coding region: 382-1308 (308 amino acids)
Biological process (GO): oligosaccharide metabolic process; ganglioside biosynthetic process
Molecular function (GO): alpha-N-acetylgalactosaminide alpha-2,6-sialyltransferase activity
Source: RefSeq, a predicted model, not a curated record
GUAGCGAACAGCAUCCGCGCACAGUGCUCUGGAACACGCCAGGGCAGUACUAGAUAUCUCCUCCCUAUACCAUAUUGAGCCGAGCUGCAAACUAGAUGCGCAGAGGAACUCGAGUUCACACUUGUCUUUUGACUUCUCGUUGAUGUAGACGCGCCGGGGUUUACCCGCGACCCACCAUAAUGAUUUCGCUCUGUAUUUUAAUACACCGCAGUAUGGCUUCAUCAUCACCAUGACGCAAGGCAAAUAGGCGUCCCCAGUACGCAGGUGCGGAGAGAGACGUGAGGAAGGCUUCCUAGUGUUGCGCGUAUGAUGGAAGGCUUUACCGUUAUGUCGAGGACGAAGAUGUGAAAAUGUGAUAGUAUUUCUCUCACCAAUGGAACUAUGGGAUUUCUUUUGGUUGACAAGCAGGGCCAUCAGAAUCAGCGGAUGGUUGUCUUCGGUGCCAUCUUCCUCCUCACCACGCUGCUCAUCCUCUACAGCUCCAACAGCGGCAGCCAGCUCUACUUCUCCGUAGGGGCAAGCAACCACCACUAUGUCUCCAAGAACACCAACCUCAAGACCUGGUCCACCAGAGACACCUACGUUCCUGUCUAUGGGAACAAGACAUUCUCGCUGCACUGUGGCCACUGCGCCCUGGUGACCAGCUCCAGCCACGUCCUGGGCAGCGGGGCGGGCCGGGAGAUCGACGGCUCGGAGUGCGUGAUCCGCAUGAACGACGCGCCCACCUCCGGCUUCGAGCGGGACGUGGGCAACCGCACCACCCUGCGCGUGGUGGCCCACUCCAGCGUCUUCCGUGUGGUCCGCCGGCCGGCCGAGUUCCUCAACCUGUCGACCACGGACAUGUCCGUCGUCUUCUGGGGCCCGCCCACCAAGAUAGGGCGCGACGCCAAGGGCACGCUGUUCCGCCUCAUCCAGAGGGUCAGCGCCACGUACAGGAACGUGUCCUUCUACACCAUCACGCCCAGCAAGAUGAAGAAGUUCGACUCGCUCUUCCAGAGGGAGACUGGCCGAGACAGAGAGAAGUCUCGUUCCUGGCUCAGCACUGGCUGGUUCACCAUGGUAAUUGCCAUCGAGCUGUGUGACAACAUCAAGGUUUACGGAAUGGUGCCGCCAAAUUACUGCGGGCGGAAGCAGUCCAAGCGUAUGCCGUACCACUACUACAAGCCUCGCGGAUCAGACGAGUGCGCCAUGUACCUGCAGAACGAGCGAGGUCGGCGCGGAAACCACCACCGCUUCAUCACCGAGAAGCAGGUGUUCUCACGCUGGGCUAAGCACUACAACAUCACCUUCUCCACUCCAACCUGGUAAACUAAUGAAGUCUGGCAUGCAGAGGUGUCAACCCCAGGCUCAGGAGGAAAAAAUCACCUUCCCACAAAUUUGAACCAACCAGCUCAGAAUCAGCUGACCGCACUGAGUACUCAAGACAGGUAGGCCUAGUUACUCCAUGAGCACAGUUAGAUGCACACAUUCAAAUUCCGGUUUCAAGUGGAAUAUUGUCAGUAUUUGGUUUAAAACAAGUUACGGAAUACUCCGUUUACAUGUGUGGAAGAGCGCUGCUACCGGAAUACCUCUGAAAUACUGAAUUGCGCACAAACCGAAUACUGCCACCAUUCCAUUUAGCAUCGGAAUAUUCCUCGCAUGUAAUUGCGCCCAGUGUCACCUGUGUUGGAGGGAAACUGUGGCAUGGUCUUUUCUUCUGAACUGGGCUUUUGACA